AUGCACAGCAGAGAUUUAAGACGAAAUUACGGUGGUAAUUAUAAUAAUUAUGGAAAUAAUAAACGUGGUGGUCCUGUACGUAAUCAUGUAAUACCAAGUGAACCUCCAUUUACAGCUUAUAUUGGUAAUGCACCAGAUACAAUGGUACAAGGUGAUUUUGAACAUUAUUUAUUUGUUGGUCUUAAAGUAAAACAAGUUCGAUUAAUACGUGAUCGACAAACCGAUCGAUUUCGAGGCUUUGCUUAUGUUGAUUUUGAGGAUGCGGAUUCGUUACGUAGUGCCAUCGCAUUGGAUGGAACGUGUAUUAAUGAUCAACCUAUUCGAAUUGAUGUUGCAACUCGAACACUUGGUGAAACAAAAUCAGAAGGAUUUCGAAAUAAAUCUGGUUUUGGAUCACGCAAUGGUCCUCGUCAACAAUCAUCAGGCCAUAAUAAUAAUAAUAAUCGAUCCGGUGGUGGAUUUUCUCAUGAUGGACAAGGUAAUAACGAUCAACAAAAAAUUACUCAAGAUAUUAAUGAUGGUUACAAUGAAAAUGGAUAUAAUGAUGAUUAUUAUAAUCAAGAUAAUUCAAAAGCACAAAAAAAUUUACAUCAAAUUAAUGAACGACAAUCUCAAGCAGAUAAAGAACAAACACCACCAACAUCACGUAAAGUAUCUGAUGAUGUUUUUAUUACAUCAGAUGAUAAUGAAAAUCAUGAACAUAUUAAUAUAACAACCAUGACAAGACAACAAACACGAAAUUGGGCUGAUUGUCCUAUGGAUGACUCUGUUGUUGAAACAUCAUCAUCAUCACCAUCAAAUCUUAAGAAUACUUUAACUAAUGAUGAUGUUGAUGAUAUUCAAUUUGUUUGUGAUAAAACUUCAAAAUUGCAUACGUCUUCGCGUUUAAUGGGUAAUCAAUCAAUGCGUGGACGUAAUUCUCGUGGAUUACCAUCAUCACAAAUAUCAAAUGACGAUCGUCUAUAUUAUGAUCAAAUGCCAUCAUCAUAUUCAAAUCAAUCUCAACAAUAUUAUCAUCCUCAGAAUUCUCAAGUACCAUCAUCAUCUCUUCAUAUGGGUUUAUCAUAUCAUCAGAAUCGAAAUCAAAUAUCAUUAGGAUCUCGACAAAAAACAAAUUCCAAUAAUCGAAAUUAUCAAGAUGAACAAUCCUAUAGAGGAGAUGGAAAACGUUUAACAUCAACAACUAAUAAUAAUAGUUUACCUGAUACGAAUAUGAAUACAAUAUCAUCUGGUAUUAUUAAAAAGACAAUAGAUUAUUUUGAGUCAUUUAUUUAUUUAUUUAUUUCGUUUAAUAUAGAAAAUCGACCACGUUUACAAUUAUUACCUCGUUCACAAAAAGUGUCACCAUCAGUAGAUGAGAAACCAUCAGUCGAACCAGCAGCACGAAACAUCAAUAUAUUUGGAUUAGGUAAGCCACGUGAUGAACAUGAUCCAAAAUUGGCUGAAUUAAAUAAACAUAUUGAAGAAAUAGUUGAAAAAGAACAAUUUCUUCCUCGUACGAUAUCGACAACAUCAAAUGAAUCGACAAAUAAUGUUAUCAAGUAUGUUUAUUAA
Molecule: messenger RNA, 1554 nt
Organism: Rotaria sp. Silwood2
Lineage: Eukaryota; Metazoa; Rotifera; Eurotatoria; Philodinida; Philodinidae
Source: the annotation of a GenBank genome assembly